Bombyx mandarina (wild silkworm) is the source of this 1068-nucleotide messenger RNA. Its product is annotated as carbonic anhydrase 3. NCBI's taxonomy places the organism in Eukaryota, Metazoa, Arthropoda, Insecta, Lepidoptera, Bombycidae. The record is from RefSeq and is a predicted model, not a curated record. Gene Ontology annotation, cellular component: cytoplasm. Gene Ontology annotation, molecular function: carbonate dehydratase activity; zinc ion binding.
AUGUGCGACAGAAUCGGGAGCUUGUGCUGGCUGAUGUACGUGGCUUACAUUUCAACGUCCAGCUCUACAGAGCUCACACAUGAUCAGACGACUUCAAGAGCUAACACUCUCUUUGACGAUGCUGACGAUAUUCAAAAGCAACUGGAGAUUGAGGCUAAAAACCGAUUUGUAUACGGAAGUCCCAAAGCAAUAUGGGUGUUUCAUUUACCACCGAAAUUUCCCGAAGGACCCGCUGUGACUCGACAACUAAGCUAUAAUUAUUUGUCGAAACCUGACGCUAUAACUCAGCGAGCGAUGUUUAACGCGGAUGCUACGUACGAUUGGGAAUAUGCAGAACAAAACAAUUGGUGGAAGAAGUACCCUCAAUGCGGUGGUAGAUCCCAGUCUCCAGUCGACAUACCAGUUAAAGGACUAAUAAAGGCGCGGAGAGGCCGACCGCUGCUCUUUUGCAACUACGAUGUGUCACCCGAAAAUAUGACAUUAAUUAAAGACGGAAGGAGAGUGACCCUCACGGGAUUCUGGGAUCCGAAACAUCGUCCGUUAUUACACGGCGGCGCAGCUCACAGCCAUCGCUACGUGUUCUAUUCGCUAUCCCUUCACUGGCCCUCUGAACACACAAUAGGGAACCUGCAAUACCCGUUGGAGAGCCAAGCUCUCCAUAUAUCGGCGGAGUACAACACGCUUGAUGAAGCCGUUGCCGCGUCUAGGCGGGACCCAUUGGCGAUGCUCGGAAUAGCCAAUUUAUAUAAGUUUGCCAACAAAACACAGAAGGGACUCAAGAUAUUAAUCGAAGCAGCGUCGCGGGUGACUUUGAAACGCAAAGGGUUGCCGACGAAGCCUUUGAGCUACUUCAAUCCGCCCUUCAAGGAAUAUUCGUGUUACCACGGCUCUCUGACCGCGCCUCCGUGUACGGAAGCGGUGCUGUGGUUCGUCAGAGCGAAGGCUUUACCCGUUCAAAGAGAAGCAGUUGAGUCCAUACGUCAAAUCCUGAUUUCUGAUGAAAAGAGAAAAUCGUAUUCCCGCCAACCACAGCCUUUGAAUGACAGAAAAGUGUACUUCUUCAAUUAA